Messenger RNA from Rhea pennata, 4042 nucleotides. RefSeq names its product DExH-box helicase 9 (gene DHX9). Bases 26 to 3610 code for a protein of 1194 amino acids. NCBI's taxonomy places the organism in Eukaryota, Metazoa, Chordata, Aves, Rheiformes, Rheidae. Gene Ontology annotation, molecular function: ATP binding; 3'-5' DNA helicase activity; RNA helicase activity. Gene Ontology annotation, cellular component: cytoplasm; intracellular anatomical structure; ribonucleoprotein complex. The transcript is spliced from 27 exons. The record is from RefSeq and is a predicted model, not a curated record. Gene Ontology annotation, biological process: regulation of mRNA processing; positive regulation of transcription by RNA polymerase II.
GGCUGCGGCGGCCGCAGCCCGCGCCAUGGGCGACGUGAAGAACUUCCUGUACGCCUGGUGCGGCAAGAGGAAGGUGACGCCGGCCUACGAGAUCCGCGCGGCGGGCACCAAGAACCGGCAGAAGUUCCUGUGCGAGGUUAGAGUGGAAGGCUUUAACUACAUUGGCAUGGGCAAUUCCACUAACAAGAAAGAUGCGCAGAGCAAUGCUGCUCGAGACUUUGUCAAUUACUUGGUUCGAGUGAAUGAAAUGAAGAGUGAAGAAAUUCCUACUUUUGGGCCAGCAGGUGGUGAUACCCCUGAUGGGCUGAUGCAUGGAGAAGCUAGAGAUGUUACUGGUUCCAGUUCUGCUUUGGGUGGACCUCUUCCACCACAUUUGAUUCUAAAGGCUGAGAUAGAUAAUGACCCAGGGGCAGCACCUGGAAGCUCUGGCUGUGGUGGAGCUCAAUGGGAUCGGGGAGCAAAUUUGAAAGAUUACUAUUCGAGGAAAGAGGAACAAGAAGUGCAGGCAACCUUGGAGUCAGAAGAAGUGGACUUAAAUGCUGGUCUUCAUGGGAAUUGGACCUUGGAAAAUGCUAAGGCACGUCUGAACCAGUUUUUCCAAAAGGAGAAGAUUCAGGGAGAAUAUAAAUACACUCAAGUGGGGCCUGAUCACAACAGGAGUUUUAUUGCAGAAAUGAACAUUUAUGUAAAACAACUGGGCAGAAGGAUCUUCGGUCGCGAGCAUGGAUCAAACAAAAAGCUGGCAGCGCAGUCUUGUGCCCUUUCCUUAGUUAGACAACUCUACCAUCUUGGUGUCAUAGAACCUUAUUCUGGACAGACAAAGAAGAAGGAAGGAGAAUCGGUGGAACCCUAUGAAGUAUCGAUCUCUUCUGACUUAGAAAAUCAGCUGCAAAACAUUGUACGGGAGCUGUCUCUGGAGACUGUCCCACGGCCUGAAGAUCCCAGGAAUCCAGUUCUGAUUAACAUUGGAAAGCUGGCACAUUUUGAACCAUCCCAGAAGCAAAGUCAAAUGGGAGUUGUUCCAUGGUCACCACCUCAGCCCAACUGGAACCCUUGGACCAGCUGCAAUAUUGAUGAGGGUCCUCUGGCUAAUGUCACUCCAGAGCAAAUAAGCAUGGAUUUGAAAAAUGAUCUUGUAUACCGGUUGGAGCAAGAUCAAGAAUUACAAAGGAUACUGCGAGAGAGGGAGGCUCUACCUGUGAAGAAUUUCGAAAAUGAAAUUCUGGAUGCCAUCCAUCACAAUUCUGUGGUUGUAAUCCGUGGUGCCACAGGUUGUGGCAAAACCACACAAGUUCCACAAUACAUACUGGAUGAAUAUAUCAAAAACAACAGAGCUGCAGAAUGCAGUAUAGUAGUGACACAGCCUCGGAGAAUUAGUGCAGUUUCUGUAGCAGAACGCGUGUCAUAUGAGCGAGGAGAACAACCGGGGCAGAGCUGUGGGUACAGCGUACGAUUUGAAUCCGUGCUUCCUCGGCCACAUGCCAGCGUGAUGUUCUGCACUGUAGGUGUUCUUCUGAGAAAGCUGGAGGCUGGGAUCCGUGGCAUUAGUCACGUUAUUGUUGAUGAGAUUCAUGAGAGAGAUAUUAAUACUGACUUUCUUUUGGUGGUGCUGAGAGAUGUAGUUCAGGCAUAUCCUGAAAUCAGGGUUAUCCUCAUGUCUGCCACCAUCGAUACUAGCAUGUUCUGUGAAUACUUCUUCAACUGUCCUAUCAUUGAGGUCUUUGGUAGAACCUUCCCCGUUCAAGAGUAUUUUCUGGAAGAUUGCAUUCAAAUGACUCAGUUCAUUCCUCCUUCAAAGGAUAAGAAGAAGAAAGAGAAGGAUGAAGAAGGUGGUGAAGAUGAUGAUGCCAAUUGCAACCUUAUUUGUAGUGAUGAGUAUGGCCCAGAAACAAAACGUUCUAUGGCUCAGCUGAAUGAGAAGGAAACUCCUUUUGAACUCAUUGAGGCCCUGCUAAUGUAUAUUGAAACUCUGAACGUCCCAGGAGCUGUACUUGUUUUUUUGCCUGGCUGGAACUUGAUAUAUACAAUGCAGAAGCAUCUAGAAAUGAAUCCACACUUUGGAGGCCACCAGUAUAGAAUUUUACCUCUUCAUUCACAAAUCCCUCGUGAGGAACAGCGUCGAGUGUUUGACCCUGUGCCUCCUGGAAUAACCAAAGUUAUUUUAUCUACCAACAUUGCUGAGACUAGCAUUACCAUCAAUGAUGUGGUCUAUGUUAUAGACUCUUGCAAACAAAAAGUGAAACUCUUCACUGCCCACAAUAACAUGACAAACUAUGCCACAGUCUGGGCAUCAAAAACUAAUUUGGAGCAGAGGAAAGGGAGAGCUGGCCGUGUGCGUGCUGGAUUUUGUUUCCAUUUGUGCAGUAGAGCUCGCUUUGAAAGGCUUGAAACUCAUAUGACACCUGAAAUGUUUCGAACACCACUUCAUGAAAUUGCCUUGAGCAUCAAAUUACUGCGGCUGGGAGGGAUUGGUCAAUUUUUGGCCAAAGCAAUAGAGCCACCGCCUUUGGAUGCAGUGAUUGAAGCAGAACACACGCUAAGAGAGCUUGAUGCCCUGGAUUCCAAUGAUGAGCUGACACCUCUUGGAAGAAUCCUAGCCAAACUUCCCAUUGAACCUCGUCUUGGCAAGAUGAUGAUAAUGGGCUGUAUUUUUUAUGUGGGAGAUGCUGUUUGUACCAUCUCUGCAGCCACCUGCUUCCCUGAGCCAUUCAUCAGUGAGGGCAAACGGCUGGGUUAUGUCCACAGGAAUUUUGCUGGGAACAGGUUUUCGGAUCAUGUUGCUCUGCUCUCAGUCUUCCAAGCCUGGGAUGAUGCAAGAAUGGGCGGUGAAGAAGCGGAAAUGAGAUUUUGUGAACACAAAAGACUUAACAUGUCUACUCUUAGAAUGACUUGGGAAGCAAAAGUCCAGCUGAAAGAUAUACUUACUAAUUGUGGCUUCCCAGAAGAAUGUUUGAUGACUCAAGCAUUUAACAACACUGGACCAGAUAAUAAUUUGGACGUCGUAAUCUCCUUGCUUGCUUUUGGGGUCUACCCCAAUGUGUGCUACCACAAGGAAAAGAGGAAGAUUCUUACCACUGAGGGGCGCAAUGCACUUAUCCACAAGUCGUCCGUCAACUGCCCUUUCAGCAGCCAAGACGUGAAGUAUCCAUCACCUUUUUUUGUUUUUGGAGAAAAGAUCCGAACACGAGCCAUUUCUGCCAAAGCAAUGACCUUGGUAAGCCCGCUGCAGCUGCUUCUGUUUGCCUCCAAGAAAGUCCUGUCUGACGGGGAGCUCAUUCUGGUGGAUGACUGGAUCAAACUGAAGAUGUCCCAUACUGUAGCUGCCUGCAUCACUGCUUUGCGUGCUGCAAUGGAGGGUCUUGUUGUGGAAGUAACUAAAGAUCUCGAGAUGAUUAGGCAGCUGGACCCAGUAAACGAGCGAAUGUUGAAUGUGAUCCGUCAGGUCUCUAGGCCUUCAGCCGCAGGCAUCAACCUCAUAGCCGCCAGCACCAGGAAGGGCGCGAGGCGCUCCCUAAUGGAAGGGCUGCUUCCUGACACGUUUCACCGCUCGUUCCAAAACACGGUGACUUUCAAAGAAAAGAUGAUCCGAAUUUAUUCUGGGCAAGCCUAGUCAUUUCUGACCCUGGGAACAAAAGUAAAUAUUUGGCUACUCUGUUUUCCUCUUGCUCCCCUCCGUAGCCCUUUAUAGGCUUAUUUUCAUGUUUUAUUUCUGAAGCAAAGGAAAAUGAACACAUCCAGCUUAGAUACGUACUUCACUGGAUCGCUGCUCAUACAGGUAGGAACUGGGCUUCCUGCUCGUGUGUGAGCUGGACCGAGGGGAAAACUUGCUGUCUCGGAUGUGGACCUGUCUGAGAGGAUCUGCUCAGGUGGCACUUCAGGCUCUUCCUGGCUGUUUUUUAAUGAAGUGAAAGGGAGCAAGAGUGCAAGCUUUAAGUGAAUUGCUUAAACAGAAAACCAGGGCGUAUUAACUGAGCCUUCUGCAAAUUCAUUAAUCCUGGGAUUUUAAAAAGGAAUGGAAUCUGUUAAAUCGUGUCAAAUACAC